Molecule: messenger RNA, 405 nt
Organism: Phialemonium atrogriseum
Lineage: Eukaryota; Fungi; Ascomycota; Sordariomycetes; Cephalothecales; Cephalothecaceae
Exons: 2
Coding region: 1-405 (134 amino acids)
Source: RefSeq, a predicted model, not a curated record
AUGGGGAUCAUCUCACCGAUCUACCAAGUCUCUCUCUCGCUCCAGGUCCUCGUCGACACCUGUGCCUACGUCGCCAUCUUCGUCCCCAGGUACGACCACUUCAAGGCCUCGCUCGAGAACUCCAUGCUCGCCAUCUACGAGGGCGUCUCUCUCCCUCGGGGUGCACGUCGCCUUCUGCCGCGGCGUGGGUGGACUACUGCCCCGGGCGACUACGAGGACCCCCCUCUCGCCUUCCCUCGGGCUACGCCGCCCGCGCCCCGCCUUCGCGAGUGGUUCACGGGGCCCAUAGGGAAGUUUUGCGAGGACCCUCACGGGGGUGACGUCGGUUUCAAGCUUGCGUUUGGGUUUGCUGCCGUCUCCUACCUGGUGCUGCGCACGGUGGAGAAGAGGCACUUCUGGAAGUGA